Molecule: messenger RNA, 879 nt
Organism: Glarea lozoyensis ATCC 20868
Lineage: Eukaryota; Fungi; Ascomycota; Leotiomycetes; Helotiales; Helotiaceae
Exons: 2
Coding region: 1-879 (292 amino acids)
Source: RefSeq, a predicted model, not a curated record
AUGGUCAAUGACUCCAAAAUCGAGGACUGCGGAGUCGAUCUUCAAUCUUCAUCAUCCGAGGGAUCUACAGGACAGGUGCUUCAGGAAUUCCACCUUUUCCCAAAACUACCCCUCGAGCUCCGCCAACAGAUAUUCCGAACAGCUGCUAGAGUUCCAAAGCUCGCUCACACAAGUUCCUCCGUUAUGAAUCCUCUGCUUCACGUGAACAGCGAAUCUCGCAAGAUCAUCCAGGAAGAAAAUGUCAACAUAACAAAUAUGUACUUCCAUCCUGCUCGAGACAUCUUGUACAAACAAUACCCUGUGUGCUUCCAUUCUUGGAUGCCAGAAGUGAUUCGGAAUCCAAAGUUACAUCGCAUAUUGUUUCUGAUAAGUUGCGAUAAUACGUGGUCUUCCAGAGAGUUACUUUUGGAAGAAGGAGAAAACAUCAAAGAACAAGAAAAACUAUACGGCAGCGAGAGUGCUAAGUUGAACUUGAAUACUCCUGGAAAUAUGGCAAUUGCGGCGAAACUUCCCCCCACAAUUGGGAGGGAUCUCUGCGCACGACUUAUCACCCGUCUCGCUGUUCCGCUCCAUCCCGAACACCACUCGAUUCCUGGGGCGGCAGGCCUUUUCGAUGACUUCGAAUUAGCCAAGACCCUUUUUCCGUGUCUUCAUGAACUCAUUUUCGUGCACCCAUUACUUGACAGCCGGGAUACCAUAGAUGACUUAGUAGUCGUACCUUUUCCUCCUGUGCCAAGAUUUCUGGUUUGGAUUGAUGAAACUUUAGUUUCUACUAUGGGCCAUAUGCAUCGUCGUAGACAAGACUUGCUGCACAAGGGAAAGAGCGAAGAUGAAGUUCCAAAGUUGGUUUUUAUGGUGAAGAAGGUCUGUUUGGAGUGA